Molecule: messenger RNA, 2203 nt
Organism: Oryzias melastigma (Indian medaka)
Lineage: Eukaryota; Metazoa; Chordata; Actinopteri; Beloniformes; Adrianichthyidae
Gene: sh3bp5b
Product: SH3-domain binding protein 5b (BTK-associated)
Exons: 9
Coding region: 264-1667 (467 amino acids)
Biological process (GO): negative regulation of protein tyrosine kinase activity; intracellular signal transduction
Cellular component (GO): cytoplasm
Molecular function (GO): protein kinase inhibitor activity
Source: RefSeq, a predicted model, not a curated record
CCUCCUCUAAGGGGGCGUUCCCCCUCUGUAGCUCUGUGGCUCAUUUCACCGGGCUGCUCAGAGGACAGCGGGUCGCAGAGGAGCGGUGCAGCUGGUCCGGCUGGGCAGAAACGAGCAGCGAUGUUGGAAAAGAGCGACUGUUUAAUUUAACGAGUGUCUGAGAACAAAUGUGAGAGGUAGAGGAGCCGGCUCGCGGUGAACCCAGAUGUGCCGUGCCUCUCCUGGCUGUAGCGUCCGUCUUUGUUAGCCUCUUCACUCCCAACAUGGAUCGUUCAGAGAAGGAGAGCAGGUCGGAUGAAGAAGCCGAUUAUGAAGACGAGGAGGUGGACCCCAGAAUCCAGGGAGAGCUGGAGAAACUCAACCAGGCCAGUGACGACAUCAACAGAUGUGAAACAGAGCUGGAGGAUGCACGGCAGAAGUUCCGCUCUGUUCUGGUGGAAGCCACAGUGAAGCUGGACGAACUGGUGAAGAAGAUCGGAAAAGCUGUGGAGGAAUCCAAGCCGUACUGGGAGGCCCGCCGGUUGGCCCGACAGGCUCAGUUGGAGGCUCAAAAAGCCACUCAGGACUUCCAGAAAGCCACGGAAGUUCUGCGUGCGGCGAAGGAAACCAUCUCUCUGGCCGAGCAGAGGCUCCUGGAGGACGACAACCGGCAGUUUGACUCGGCGUGGCAGGAGAUGCUGAACCACGCCACACAGAGGGUAAUGGAAGCAGAACACACCAAGACCAGAAGUGAGCUUUUACACAAAGAGACGGCGUCCAAAUACACGGCAGCUACCGGCCGCAUGAAGCAGCUGGAGAAGAAGCUGAAACGAACCAUCAGCAAGUCCAAGCCCUACUUCGAGAUGAAGGCAAAGUAUUACCUGCAGCUAGAGAACCUGAAGAAGAUCGUGGACGAGCGGCAGGCCAAACUGUCUCAGGCCAAAGGCGAGUACAAGGCAGCCCUCAAAAAACUGGAGACCAUAUCGGACGAGAUCCACGAGCGUCGCCGCAGCAGCUCUGUGAUGGGCCCCCGGGGGUCUGGAGUCGGAGCGGAGCGCGACAGCGUCUCUGGAGACGACAUUUCCAACUUUAAGAUGGAGUCAGACGGAAUCUCCAUGGCGUCGGAGUGUUUUGACGAUGACCCGUGUGGGGGAGGCAGCAUCGUAUCGGAGGAAGACUCCGAGACUCGCUCCACCAGCAGCGUGGGUUCAUCUCCCAGCAGCCCUCAGGAGCUCCUGUCCCCCUGUCCUUUCGUCAGCUCCUACUCUUCCUCCUGCAUGUCGUCCUCUGACUCUCCAUCGCCCACACCGUCCUCCUCUUCCUCCUCGUCCUCCCCGGCUCCCAUGUCUCGACCCUGCAGCCUGGACCUCCCCAGCACCGUGUCUCUGUCGGACUUCGGCCUGAUCUCGCCCGUCCUGGGACCCCGCAGCGCGUGCAGUGGGGCGUCGUCACCCGAGUGUGACCUGGAAAGAGGCGACAGAGCAGAGGGUGCAGAGGGGGUCCUGGACAACGCUCCACCUGCCAACAACAACAUCCUGACCUCCAGCACUAAGAGGAGCUUCAGCCUGGAGACCCGCUUCAGCUUUCUGAACCUGCGCCGCCCGCGAACCAACGGCACCAGAAACGUGGACAGCUGCUCCCAGAAGAUGGAGGCGGGCUCAACCGUGGUUCUGCUCAAAGGAGUCUGAGGAGUAUAAAGAGAAUCUUUGAACUAUUUAUAAGCUACCUGCCACUACUGCACUCCAUUCCUAAUCUUCAUGGUCAAACAGAGACACUGAUGUGACCCCCCCUCCUCCUUCAUGAGCACUGUACCUCUGGACUGUUAGAAACAUGAGGAGCACUCUUACUUUGAAAAUCCUACAUUUAAAAUGUGAAAACAUGUUUUUCUUUCAACAUUUAAAAGCUUUUUUCACCAAAAAAACAUCCACCUGCUGCAUCCGACAUCACAGAUUUAGAGCUUCUGCUGAAACAUCUGUGGAGGCCGAGUGGAACACGGUGGUUGAAGAGCGACCUCCAUCAUCCGGCGCCGCACACGGCUGAUGUUCUGCUUACCUCAACGUCCAAAAACCCCGAACCACAACGUGAGAAUCGUCACUCACCAUUAGUCUUUUAAUCUGUGCUCAUGUGUUCGAUAAUGUUGUAUUUUCUGAUGUUAUGUAUCUGAUGUUCACAUUUAGGAUCCCAAUGUUUAAAAAAUAAAAAUGUAACAAAGUUUAUCAAAGAA